AAGUCUGCGGGCCGGGCUGCUUUCGUCCAGUGUGACUGUUCCUCGCGAUGCAGAGCUUCGCCAGGUUCCUGCUGUUGUCGGCCUGCUGCUGGUCAGCGGCGCUGGCCGCGACCACCAAGGUCGUCUGCUACUUCAACACCAGCGCGCUCAAACGACCAGAGUCGAGCCGCAUUCUGCUGUCGCAGAUCGAGCCCAGCUUCUCGUACUGCACGCACCUGGUCGUGGGCUACGCCACGAUCAACACGGAGACGUACAAGGCGGUGCCGCCCAGCGAGGAUGAACACACCACCUACACCAACAUCGUGGCGCUCAAGAGGCGCUUCCCCAGCCUCAAGAUCCUGCUGUCGAUCGGCGGCGGCGCCGCGGACACCGACAGCAGGGAGAAGUACUUCGAGCUGCUUGAAAGUGAUGAACACCGAACAACUUUCGUAAGUUCAGCUAAGAGUCUACUGAAGCAACAUGGAUUUGAUGGCAUUGACAUCGCGUGGGAGUUCCCCAAGAACAAAGCAAAGAAGGACCGCGGCACUUUUGGCUCCAUAUGGCACGGAAUCAAGAAGGCCGUCGGCGCGGCCCACAGCCACACGGACGAGAAAGCAGACGAGCACAAGAGCCAGUUCUCGGCCCUCAUCCGCGAGCUGAGAACGUCGCUGCGGAACGAAAACGCUCUCUUGACUCUCAGCGUCAUCCCAUACAUCAACCAGUCGCUGUACUACGACCCGACGGCGCUGAACCAGCAGAUCGACCAGCUGCAAGUGCUGGCCUUCGACUACCGCAACCCGGAGCGCGACCCCAAGGAGGCCGACUACCCGGCGCCGCUCUACCCAGCCGGACAGAGGGACUCUGACCUCUCGGUCGACGGAAACAUCCGCUGGUUCCUCGAGAACUCAUUCCCAGCUAGCAAGCUGGUGCUCGGCAUCCCGACGUUCGCCCGCACGUGGAAGCUGACGGAGGACAGCAAGGUGUCCGGCGCGCCGCCCAUAGAGACGGACGGCCCCGGGGACCAGGACGCGAUCGUGCAGACGCCCGGCCUGCUGGCCUACCAGUCGGUGUGCACCCUGCUGCCCAACCCCUCCAACAAGGACAAGCCGACGACGCUGCGCCGCGUCAACGACCCCUCCAACCGCCUCGGCUCCUACGGCUUCCGGCUGCCCUCCGGGGACGUCAACGGCCUGUGGGUCGGCUUCGAGGACCCGGACGUCGCCGCCUACAAGGCGCAGUACGCCAAGACCAAGAGUCUGGCCGGCAUCGCCUUCUCCGACCUCACCCUGGACGAUUACAACGGCAUCUGCACUGGCGAGAAGUUCCCCAUUGUUCGGGCUGGAACGCUGAAACUUCGUUCACCGUAGUUCGUAACAACUUCAGUAUUCUCGCAACAAACACACAUUUACAUCCGUAUUUUAAAAUAAUGUACUGAGAUGCUCUCGUCAAAUACGUUUUAAACAGCCAGUAAUAUUUUUAUUUUUUCUGCUCCACAGAGCACAUUACAUCGAACGUGCUUUUCGAGCUCGCGACACAAAACCAGAUUUUAUAGUCACAGUGGAAGAAUUACACAUAUUUUAACAAUGAUAUCUAUGACUGUGCUACACGAAGUGAGUGAAAUAAAGAUCUUCUUUCCAAACAUACAA
This is a messenger RNA of Schistocerca cancellata (South American locust), 1625 nucleotides long. RefSeq names its product chitinase-like protein Idgf4. The transcript is spliced from 6 exons. Gene Ontology annotation, molecular function: chitin binding. Gene Ontology annotation, biological process: chitin catabolic process; carbohydrate metabolic process. The record is from RefSeq and is a predicted model, not a curated record. Bases 48 to 1346 code for a protein of 432 amino acids. Lineage: Eukaryota; Metazoa; Arthropoda; Insecta; Orthoptera; Acrididae. Gene Ontology annotation, cellular component: extracellular region.